UGCUGUACGCGCUGGUGCUGAUCAAUGCUGAUUGGAAGAAGAGACUAUUUAGAUAUCGCGAUAAACACCACACCGAGGCGGCAAGCUCAAAACAACACCAAGGCGUUUAGAAAUGGAGCGGCUCAAUCGCAACGGAAGUAUUUGUAGGCGUUUCCUCAGUGGUAAUUGUAUUUAUGGUGAUGGAUGCCGAUUUCGACAUGUAAGACCAACUCAAAUGUGUAGGCACUUUCUGAAAGGGGACUGCUGGUUUGGUGACCGCUGCAAGUUUCUUCAUGUUUUUCCAUCUGGAGGAAGACUCUCGUUCUUCUCCUCUGUGGCCCCUGGUCUCUCAGAGAGGAGUGUAUCUGAGCACACAGUGGUACAGGCAGACAGUCAUGGACCAAACACUUCUUCAAAUCAGGCCAGCAAUGUGGCAAUGAACACAAUCGAAGCCCAUUCACUAGAAAGACGAUUCAGACAGAUGGAUUUAGCACAAAGUUCAGAAACUGGAAGAUUGUUGCAGAGAAAUGUUCCAAAUGAGGAAAUGGAAGGUGCUACAGCUGGUCCUUCACAAUCUGCAGACAGGGCUCAAGCCAUUCUCCGCAGUAAAGACAUGUCCUGUGGAAUCUGUAUGGAUAAGAUUUUUGAAAAGCGAGAACUGGGCGAACGCAGGUUUGGCAUCUUGCCAAACUGCAAUCAUACAUUUUGUUUAAAAUGUAUUAAAACCUGGAGGAAGACGAGACGGCUUUCACCCGAUGUUGUCAAGAGUUGUCCCCAGUGCAGAGUGAAAUCUGGAUUUUAUGUGCCACACGACUACUGGGUUGAAGGACAAGAAAAAGAAUCCUUAAUUGCUGCUUUCAAAAACAAGUUUAGCAAGAAAACAUGUGAUUUCUAUCUGCGACAAGGCCGUUGCCCAUUUAAAUCUGACUGUCUCUACCGUCAUGAUAAAAAGUUGCCACCACAUGAGAUUUCUGAGGACACGGACGACUUGUACACUUCAGAUGUGCUCAACCUUUUAUUAGCCAUGGCUCUUAUAGACAGCGAUGAUGAGGACGAUGAUUAUGAUGAGGAGUUUAACAUCUUUGACAUGCCAUUAUAUUUGAUUCGAGAGCACGUUCUUCACCCUUAGGAUUUUUUGACUGCCCAAACUAUAUAGCAUUAAUUUAGCUAAUUUUCCUUUUUAUACAAUUUAUUAAGGCUGAACAUGGCUAGCUUAAGUUGGGUGUGUUGAAGUUUCAAGACAUACUUAGAAUGGAGAAUGAUUUUUUUUUUAGACAGACUCAAGAGUUCUUUUGUCCCAGCAGUGAGAUUACUGUUAUGGUCUAGUUUCAACACACAACUUCUUUGUAGAGUUGCUAUCUUCCUUGUUAAUAUGAAAAUUGUUCAAAGAGGAAAAGUGGUUGAAUUUGUGCUGCUUAACAAAUUUUUUUUACCCCCAUCCCUGCCCAAGUACUUCAAAUGUGUUGCACAUUGUAAUUUCCCCUAGCAUUGUCAGUUAGUGCUCUUAUCUGAACCUCUGCCCUAGCAUAUUUGCACCAUAUUUGAUAUUUUAACAUUGUGUGGCUGGUAUGUUUAUUGCUCCACAAAUCAAAGAAUAAUAUUUACAUGUUAGACUUUUAUUUCUUUUAAACAAGCUGUACUUGUACACAGAAAAUAAACAUGCUUCAC
Molecule: messenger RNA, 1647 nt
Organism: Boleophthalmus pectinirostris (great blue-spotted mudskipper)
Lineage: Eukaryota; Metazoa; Chordata; Actinopteri; Gobiiformes; Gobiidae
Gene: mkrn4
Product: makorin, ring finger protein, 4
Exons: 8
Coding region: 113-1108 (331 amino acids)
Biological process (GO): protein polyubiquitination
Molecular function (GO): ubiquitin protein ligase activity; metal ion binding
Source: RefSeq, a predicted model, not a curated record